Messenger RNA from Populus trichocarpa (black cottonwood), 3898 nucleotides. RefSeq lists its product as uncharacterized. The coding region runs from base 128 to 3748 and encodes 1206 amino acids. Lineage: Eukaryota; Viridiplantae; Streptophyta; Magnoliopsida; Malpighiales; Salicaceae. The transcript is spliced from 5 exons. The record is from RefSeq and is a predicted model, not a curated record.
CCAAAAAAGACACACAUUUCUUCACUGUUAAUUAAAAUCUUUGCUUUUGCUCAGUUCAGUCUUUUGUUUUUCUUUCUCUUUCCAGUCAACGCAGAGUUACACUCUCUCUUUCUCCAGCUCUUGGAAAAUGGAUAGCCAAGAUCCCAGAAAGAACCCUACACACACACCAGGGCAUGAGAGCCAUGGAGUUUAUGUCUGUCACAAAUGUGGGUGGCCCUUUCCAAACCCACAUCCAAGUGCAAGACACAGGCGUGCACACAAGAAGAUCUGUGGAACUCUUGAAGGAUACAAGUUUGUUGACUCUGAGGAGACUCCACUCUCGGCCCUUUCUGACGAUGACCAUGGUUCUGAUGAAGAUCCUAAAACCCCUAGUCCAAAAGGUUUGGAGAGAGGUAUUAACGAGAAGGGUUGUGGUGGGGUAGGGAGCAGAUCGAAUAGAUCAGAAGAUGAUGUUUUUACGGAUGCUAUUGCCGAAUUUCCUGAAAGCGGAUCUAGUCCGGUGACUGGAGAGCAUACAAGGGAUGUUAAAGAACCAGAAAUUAACCUGGAAAUCAAUAAAGCCACUGCUCAAUCAUCCGAGGAUGGUUCAAUUACUGUUAUCAGCCCACCUCCAAGCAAUUCAGCUGACCACAUCCAAAUGCAAAGUACUGAAGUUCCAGUAAUUAAUCUGUCUGGAAGUGCUCAAGAGUCCCUGGAUCAUGGCUCGAAUGCUACCAUUGCCUCCAUGACCAGAUCUUUAACAGAUUGUAGAGGUGAAGAAUCUGACUUUGAGCAUAGCCAUGAUAACGGAAGUUCUGCAUGGGAUUCAAUCCCCAUCAAACUUGAAACACAAACAGAUGCAUCACAAGAGAAUAAGAAGAGUGGCACUGUCGAGGAUUUGCCAGAGACUGAUGCAAAAGGAAAUGAAGAAACUAAAUUAGAUGGACAGCUACUGGAUGUAGUGGUUUCAACGGAUGACAAUGCAGAGGAUGCAUCUGAGUCACAGAAGAUGGAGGAUGUAACUUCACAGCCUGUGCCUGCUGCAGAAGUCCUUCAAUUGAAGGAAGGAGGCUAUACUGAUGAUUUAGCCUCUGGAAUGUCUUUAAAUGAUCUCUCCCCUGAAGUUAAUUUGGCUGAACCUGCGCAUUCUUCUAUUUCCACUGCUCAGAUCGAGGGGGAUACUCAAGAAAUCGACUCUGCUGUUUAUGUAAAUUCAGCUGUGAGUUAUGAUAAUAAGGGAGAAGGAAAUGGAAAUAUGCAUGUGCUGAUAGUUCCCAAUGACUUAACUUUAGUUGCUGAUGCUGAGAACAUGGUUAAAGGUUUUAAAGACCUUGAAGGAGGGAAAUUGCCCCAACUUAUGAACAUGGAUUCGUUUGAAGUAUCUAACAAUGUUAAGGAUUCUGACCUUAAGAACAAUCCUCAGGGUUUUAACUCAAGGCCAUUGACUGAGGACACCGAAGUCUCUGCAUCCAAUAUGCAUGUUUUGAAUGAUAACCUUGAACCAAAAGAUGGGACCAGCCAGCAUAUUGUUGAAUUGCCUGAUGAAGCAGAAGCUGAUAUGCCCCAGAGAUCAGAAGUUGGUGUAACAGAUGUUGUGACGGGUGACUUGGAGAAGAGCAUUUCUGUUCACUCUCCUGAAGAAGAUGUACCUCGUGAUCAUUGUGAAACUUCAUCUCUGACGAGUUCUAUAGAGCAUGCUACAAAAGCCACAUCUGAUACUAACACUGUGGUUGUGCCAAUGGAUGCUGAGGUUAGGCAGACAAACUUAAUUGGCAUGGAUGAUACUGGUAAUGAUGAAAAAGAUAAAAUUGAAAGUUCUGAAGUAGGUGAAAAUGACAAAAACAAAAGAAAUACAAAGGAGAGUUUUGCAGAAAACAGGAUACCAACUUCUAAACAUGCUAGUAUUUCCUCUGAGCAAGCUGAUCAAAGGAACAGCGUACUUGGAGAUGUCAAAGCUGCUGGUCUUGAAGAGGGUAAAAUAGAAAGAUGCAAUGCGUCUGAAAUUGUAACUGAAGGUGAUUCUGUAUCUGGAUUGGGGGAGGAAAAUCUCUUGAGGGAGCCAAAAUCAACACCUGAAUCUGCUGUCAAUGUCGAAUCCUGUUUUACCUCAGAGAAUGAUAUUAAUGUGUGUGAGGGAAGGUUGCCACAACUUGCUAGUAUUCCCUCUGAACAAGCUGAUCAAAGGAACAGCGUACUUGGAGAUGUCAAAGCUGCUGGUCUUGAAGAGGGUAAAAUAGAAAGAUGCAAUGCGUCUGAAAUUGUAACUGAAGGUGAUUCUGUAUCUGGAUUGGGGGAGGAAAAUCUCUUGAGGGAGCCAAAAUCAACACCUGAAUCUGCUGUCAAUGUCGAAUCCUGUUUUACCUCAGAGAAUGAUAUUAAUGUGUGUGAGGGAAGGUUGCCACAACUUGCUAGUAUUCCCUCUGAACAAGCUGAUCAAAGGAACAGCGUACUUGGAGAUGUCAAAGCUGCUGGUCUUGAAGAGGGUAAAAUAGAAAGAUGCAAUGCGUCUGAAAUUGUAACUGAAGGUGAUUCUGUAUCUGGAUUGGGGGAGGAAAAUCCCUCGAGGGGGCCAAAAACAACACCUGAAUCUGCUGUCAAUGUCGAAUCCUGUUUUAUCUCAGAGAAUGAUAUUAAUGUGUGUGAGGGCAAGUUGCCACAACAUGAACACACUGAUAUAGGUGGAGUUUUGGAUCCUCAGGAAAGCAGAAAGGAACCUGAAAGCAAUGGUAUGGCCAAUCAACUAGUUGAGCGUGCUGGUGAAGUUAGUGCAGCUGCUGAAUCAUAUAGUGGUGGAGAUGCUGAGGUAUUAUGGAAGUCUUCUGAAGACAAGAUGGUGAGAGAGCCUCUAGUUUCUCGUUCAGAACCUUCAUCUUCCCUUCAAAAUUCUUCCCCUGUUGCAGAUAAUCAGGCCAAAGAUUUUCUUGGAGUUGCAUCUGGGAACACACCUGAGUCUUUGCCUGAUGAAGGUGAUAAUAACUUAGUUACACAACAGGUUGUUGCAUCUGCUACUGACUUUUCAGUUGAUUCAAUUAGCCAAACUGAUAGUUUGGAAGGUCACUGGGGUUCCGUUUCAGUGCUUUCUACCCAAUCGGAUAUACCAGCUAUUCUUGAUGCUGAGCCUUUGCCAUCAAAUGGUUCCCAAGCAUUAUCAGAAGCAGAGAAAGCCACCUUGAAGAAGCCGAUAGCUGCUUCUGAGACAGAACAUGCUGAUAAAUCAGAUAUUUUUGAUCCCCCAUCUUUCAUGACAUUGGUUGAACCUAGAGAUGUGGUUAACCAGAAAGCUGCUGCAUCUGAAAUCCAGACAACAGGGAACCCACAACAGCCAAAAGCUGCUUCUGUACAAGCUGGUUGGUUUCCUUCCAUUACCAAUGUUUUGAGUGAGUCGCAGGGGAGAAAAAAGAACGAAGAGAUUAUUGCCAAGGUCACAAACUGGAGCACCGGGGAACAACACCCUUCUCUGAGGAGCCCACAACAUACUCCUUUAAAGAGCCUUUUAGGCGAGGCAAGUAUGGAAACCAAAUCCAAGGCACUAAAUGCCAAGGAAAUCCCAGUUGAAAAGGAUGGUUUCGCAGCUAAAGAUAACGGUGCUUUGCCUAAAACAGUGAGCUCCAUUCUGGCUCCUCAAGAACCUGUAGGUGAGCCUGCCAUGGUGGAAGAGAAAGCAUGGAGUUCUCCAGCAAGGUAUCCUGCAGAUAUUAAGAGAGAGAAGAGGAAAGUCAGGGGAAGACCAUACUGGGCACAAUUUGUUUGCUGCUCAUCUGUAAAUUAGCAUAGUUAAUGCAUUAGCUAUAUAAUAUAGGAAUGAUGAUGCAUGUGGGAUUUACCCCACCGAACUAGCUAUAGUAAAGACUAUAUUAAAUCUGGACAUUGCUAUUGUUUUUUAGUAGAUAUUUUUUAAAUGAUGUAGAGAUUGAUUCAA